Molecule: messenger RNA, 6705 nt
Organism: Podarcis lilfordi (Lilford's wall lizard)
Lineage: Eukaryota; Metazoa; Chordata; Lepidosauria; Squamata; Lacertidae
Source: the annotation of a GenBank genome assembly
AUGGAAGCGCAGCCAAGCUGGCCAAUCCCUGGCGCCCCAUCAGGAGAGACCCCUUGCGAGGAGGAGCAGGCGGUGGGGUCCCCGAACCCAGGCGCUGCGUGGCGACUUGGGAUUUGUAGGCUGAGCGAAUCUUUUCCUAGCGGCCUCUCUCCGAGUAUUCGAGGAGCCAAGGACUACCACACCCGUGAGCCUUUUCGCCCGCCCAGCUAGAAGGCAUUUAAAUCAUUCAGUGCGGGGAUGUUUUCCAAAAGACUGCGCGCUUGACGAUUGUGUUGCGCUGCGGUUCUUGCCGUGGGGAAGAGGGAGGUUUGGGCUACGGUUUCUAUUUGUCGUCUGCUUUUCCUUGCUUAGUUGUUUCUGCCUGUCUGGAGAAAGAGGGGACGUCUAUUCGUUAGAGGAGCUCUCAGUGAAAUAAAUGGAUGGAGGGAGAAGAGAGAAGGGAAUUGCUUCUCCACGCUAAGCCUAUUUAUUCAGAAAUAAGUUCCAUUGCUUUCAGCGGGGCUUACUCCUAUGAAUUCUUACCAAGGAAUAAGCGCCACAGGGCUUCUGUGAGCCCAGUGAGAUUUGGCGUGAUCUUCGGCGGUUAAUAAAUUAUUAUUAAUAAACAUGCCAUAAUAAAUGUUGGCCUUUAAGAUGCCACAUGGCAGUUCUUUUCCCCGCCAUGCAGACUAAUAGUUCCACUGUCAGGAAAUGACGCAUUGGAAUUAUUUUGAAGGGAAGUAACAGCCAGUCGAAUAUGCAUCCAAGUUGCACAACGCAGCGCUAAUAUAGCCAACAUCUACAACACAGCUUUUUUCUGGAUCCUGUAUCUUCAGCACGAGUCUUGUCCCCGCCCCUACGAGCAUUCCCUGAAACACUAGACCUUCCUGUUUUGUAGUUUAGAGACAAGGGGACACCUGGAAGCUUAUGGCGGAGACCUGAAAUCCUGUGCCCCUUACUCGGGAGUACUCCCACUGAACCCAGCGUGCUUUUAAUAUCGCUAGGAGCUGGCUGCCACCUUGCUCCCUUGCGCUCUCGGGCCCACCAUUAGCGCUCGAGUUCCUCAGCGAGAGCAAAAAACCCAUCUCCUCCCGCCUAUUCCUCAUCUGUUCCGCAAGCCACGCCCUCUAGCGCAGCGAGCCAAUGGGAUCCGGCUAUUUCCCUUAGCGCGUCAGGAGGAGGCGGAGCGAAUUUUCCUCUUCCGUCGUCUCUUGCCCACAAGGGGUAAGUCUGCCGCCUCGCACAGGUCUGCUCUUUAGGCUCCAAGGUGAGGGCCUGCCGCGUCUACGGCAGAGUCUUCAGGGCGGCUCAGUGAUUGGGUGAAUUCGAAAACGCAGAGUGGGGGUAUUUGCCGUUAUGACCGUUGAACCUGCGAGGGGUGGGGUGGUCGGGGUGGAGGAGCUGCUGCAAUACGCGCUCCAAACUCGGGCCCACAAGAGACUGGAAGGUGUCAAUGGAGUGGCGAAUAAAAGACGCGGGUGAUGGUGGUGGAACAUAGGGCUAAGAGGUGAAUAAAAUGAUGCACCUUGCGGAGAAAGUCACCCGCCCGCCCGUUCUCAUAGUGCGGAAACUAAGGGUCACCUAAGGAAGCUUAAUAGUUAAGCUGUGGAGUUUUCUACUGCAAGAUGAAACAGUGGGCGGCUUCAAAAGGGGCUUGGACAGGGUCCGCCCAAGACAUUUUGCCGCCUGAGGCAAACCACUGAAUGGCGGCCCCCUUCCUCCCCGCCAGGGAAGGAGGAGUGGGUGAAGAGCUGCAUCAGGAAGAGGGGCAGGCAUAAAGAUAACAAGAGAGUCUGCUGCCCCUAUGGAUCCUUCCACCUGAGGCAGUCGCCUCGCCUUGACUCAUGCAUGGGCUGGCCCUGGGUUUAGACAAAAUUCAUGGAGGGAAAAGCUGCUAGUCACGAUGGUUAUUGGAAAUUGAUAGCCUCUGAAUACUAGUUACUGGGAAUUACAAAAGGAGGAAAUGCUGCUGUGUUUAUGCCCAGCUUCCAUCCUGUCCUGGAUGAAGGACUAGAUGGGCUAACAGACUAACUGAAAACAAGACUAAAACGAGUCAUGACUAAGGUAUUAAUUUAGCCCUUUUUUCCUCCAGGAACAGGGCCACCUGAUAAACAAGCAUCUAGUUGCAUGUUUGUUGAGAAUAGGUAGCUAUUUGUCUUAAAUGCAAAGAGAAAGCAGCUGUAAAUAGUAGGCUGAAGUAGUGAUUAAGUUUCAUGAAGGGUCUACUGGGCCUAUUGACUGAUACACACUAUAAAAUUCUGCAGGUACCUCAAAUAUACAAUCUGUAUAAAACAGGGAUCGGUAGCCUGUUCCAACAGCCAAUAGGGGCAGUGAUUUACAAGGGGCAGGUACAAGAAAAUAGGUAAUGUUCCAAAUAUACUUAGGGACACCUGGAGAAAAUGGCAAAUGUAAAAUAUAGGACUGAAAGUUUUAAUCAGAUUUAAUUAAUAGCCUUCCUGAUCCUAUGCAUGUUUACUCUGAAAUAAGUCCCAUUGAAAGUAAAACUUGCAGUGGCUUUCCAUAUUUUUUCCACUGAGCUCCCUAUGAAUAAGAAUGAAUACUGUACUUAUUCUUAAGUAUGUUAAAUAUGUAUACUACUAUAAUCAGCUAACUUUACAUAAGGUAGUUCAGGAAACUUGCAAAACUUUUUACAUGUUAGCAAAGCGAUAAACAAGAAAAUUGGCAUUUAUUUACCAGUCAGAGUACUGGGUGAUUUUUUUUUCAUUAUUCAGUAAAACAAAUGGAGCUAAAUAUUCACACAGAAGCUCUGUUAACUUUAAUGAACUUUUGCAAGUUUCAUGUCGAAGCUUGGCUCUUGUUUUUACUUCUCAGUAUUUCUCUUUUCCUUGUGUGUGGUUAGAUGCCGAAGAUUCUGUUUAUACACUGAAUGCUGCAGAAAUGAUUUGAUAUUGCAGUGGAGUCUUUAUUUCUCACUUGUUGACGUGAACCUGACUAGGUUGCAUCCCAGACAUAGAAACACAAAUAGAAAGUUGCAAGGUCAGUGUGCUAAAUUUAUUCUGUUAAUUAUUGUUAGGGGUCCUUGCAUUUCAAACUCUAAAAUAUACCUGACAGCUAGUGCUAAAUAAAUGUUUAACAGAAGCAUAAUUAUGUUCUACUGUUGGGAAAGUGGUUUCCAGGUUUUUUUGGUGAGUAAUUCAGGAGAACCCUCGUAUUAGUGCAUAGGGGAGGAGAGGGGGGAUCAUUUCAUCUGGAAGCUGAAAACCUUGUGUGGAUUAAAAUACUGUCAUAGUGCUAUAUAUGAGUCAUUCUAUAAAUGAAUGUGAAAAUGAUAGAAUGCAUAUAAAUUCAAGAAUAUAUUCAUAUGCACACUGUCCUAGGAAUAAUUGCCAAUUAAGUGGAAUUUACUAAUGAGAAAGCAUGCAUAGAUCAGUCUGCAUAGCUCUUUAUCAUUUGAGUUUUGAAUGUUUAUUGCACAGGGUCAAGUUGUGUGUACUGUACAAGAAAGAUAUGAAACCCAGCUGGUUUCAUUAGCUACUCUCCAUAUAGGUUUAUUAAUCAAUCUUAUCAAUUUUUUACAUUUUCUAGGAUCAACCACUCCCUUGCAAGGAUUAGAAGUUCCUAUGUAAAAUGCUUGUCAAACAUAAAAUAAAACUACUCUUGAACAUGGUACCUGGAAAGCAACGCUUUGGAGUAUAUAGAUUUCUCCCUUUCUUUUUUAUCCUUGGAGGUGCUAUGGAAUGGUUUAUGAUCAGAGUCCGAAUUGGGAAAGAGACUUUUUGUAAGUAUUUUCAUAAAGUUAUCUAGUAUUUUUCUCUUAGUAGAUAUAUCUACAGUCAUUGUUAAAAGCCUAGACUUAACAGAUAUUUCCUAGUUUGUGUAACCCAUUACUACCUCUAAAAUAAGUCCAUAAUUGCUUGAAUAAUCAUACCUGAAGAUUUGCUUUGCUUUAUGUUCAGUUUUUAUUAAAUGGAGAAAUAGCCCAAUCUGAUCUCAAAUAGGUAACCACAAUAUGGGUAACUUAAGACUUUAUGGCUAAUGGUAUCAAACGUCUCAGAACUCUUUAAUGGGAUGCAGUUGCCCUUGCUGCUCUUCUAAGAGACAAGUGACAUAUUUCACAAAGUGCAAUUUCAGUGCUAUGCCCAAUUCAAUACAGUGGCGCCCCGCAAGACGAAUGCCUCGCAAGACGGAAAACCCGCUAGACGAAAGGGUUUUCCGUUUUUGAGUUGCUUCGCAGGACGAAUUUCCCUAUGGGCUUGCUUCACAAGACGAAAAUUACUUGCGAGUCUUGAGAUUUUUUUCCGCUUUCCCCCCCUUUAUCUAAGCCGCUAAGCCUUUUAGCAGCUAAUCCGCUAAGCCAAUAAGCCUUUAAUAGCCGCUAAACCGCUAAAAGCGCUAAUCCGUUAAGCCGCUAAUAGGGUUGCUUCGCAAGACGAAAAAACCGCUAGACGAAGACACUCGCGGAACGGAUUAAUUUCGUCUUGCGAGGCACCACUGUACCUAGACUGGUCAUUUAAGAAGUUGAUGGUUUAGUCAGCUACUGUAUAUGCUCAGUGAUCUCCCCCCUCCCUUGAAAAAGUUAGAGAUGAACUGAUAGCUACCUGGAGAAUCCACAUUUAAAUAGGUUUUUGAGGAGGGAUGAGCCUCUAGAAAUUUAAGGCAGUGGUAGUAUAUUGUUCUCUGUGAAUGAAUGAUCCUCAGCCACAGCCACCAAGAAGUCUGUUUUUCUCAAAAUGGUUUUACCAGCUUUGUUGAGUGUUGGUACUACACCCAGGUGGUUCUUUCUCAUGCAUCAUUCUCCCUAUCAAAUGUUAAGACAAACUAAAGCUAAUUCAAAUAGCCUUAAGCAACACGGCCCUGGUCAAAUAAUCUAAUAAUUUUCUUGUGCAUGUAGGUGAAGUUAGGUUGGGGGGGAAGAGCUCCCCAGAUGGUUGACAGUGGGAAUCACUGCUCAUAUCAAAGAUAAUUUUGGCAUGCUAAGGCAGCUAUCCUCAACCUUUUCAGAUCCAGGACCCAUUUUUAACCCGAACAUGUAUUUGUGGUAAAAGAUUAAGAAAUGGGUCCCCAUACUUCCAUGGUGAUAGUGCUCCUGUUGUGACCCACCUUGGAUCAGGCUUGGACCAGUUGAAAAACUCUGCUCUGAGGCAUCCAUAGCCAGUUUUAUUUUUCUGCCUCAGUUGUCACUUCACUCCCUGCCUCAUAUUGUUUUUUCAGGGCACUCUUUCCUUCAUUUUUUUGUCUGUUCUUGGUGUGUGGCUAUUUGUGGGACCCUUGUUGUCCCUUCUGUGCUGCUGGCAAUUGUUUUUUUCUGACUUUUUCCGUACUUUGCCACCUUGAAAUUCUCCGUCUCCUUCCUUCUCUCCCACCCCCAAAGCCACCUGCCCUCCCCUCCCCUCAGCCAUCUUUGCCUGCCUUUCUCUCAAUCUACCUUCCUCUAUAGUCUGAUGAAAAAGUUAAAAAUCAAUUAAGAGAGGACCCUCUUACUUAUUCCACAACCUGUUUCCCUGCGCUGAAUACGAUUUGGUCUACAGUCUCUUUAAUCAGUCCAUUGAUACUUAUCCUGUGAUACAUCCUUUUUGUGCAUCUAAGAUGACAUCAGGGCCUCACUCUGGUUGGCUAUGGGGUCUGCCUCUCUCAAACUACUUGUUAUUUAAUUUUUGUUCCAUAUCUUCGUGCUUCUCAGUUCUUUUGGCAGGGAGUGUUACAUCUUAUACUUUUCUGCCACUGUUGUGCCUUUGGCUUAUUCCACUUUUCUGGGCUUGUAAUAAUUAAACUGGCAAUGGAUGCCUUAGAGUGCCAGAAGACUUUGAUUUGAACAUCAAUUUCUGCUGUCAACCAUUGGCUGUCAUCCUACAUGCAUGAAAAGCAACCCUUCACGGGUAAGUACCAGCAGUAUCAUCUCAUGAAAUAGGUAGCAGACUUAAAUCAGCAGUAGCCUGGCUAGUUUCUCCCAUGAGGCUAUUUUGGUUAAACCAUAUUCACCUGUUUUAUGAUGCCUGGUUAUAUAAUUUCUGGUAUUCUGAAUUGGAACAUGGCUGGAUCUGUUAUCUUUGAUCUAACCUUGGAUAUGAGGGAUCUCUUCUUUGAAGGUUAGUGCUAAGAUCAGAUAAGCCUCUGCCUGCUCUUUGACGGUAAACUGCCAGAGCAGGCAGCCGUUCUCUGAUCACAGUGCUGUGGAAUUACAGCACAAGAUCAGAGAUAAAUAAGAUUCUACUGUCUUUUACCAUCAAAGAACAAGCAGAGGCUUGUCUCUUCUCUUGGUUCUCUUGUCCUACUACACUAGGAGAUGUGCCUCUACUUGCUGCUUGAUAGUGAAAGGCAGCAGGAGAGGCUUAUCUCCAAUCUUAGUGCUGUGGGACAAAAAGUAUUACGAUCAGAGAUAAGCCUAACACUUCUGCCACAGCUUAAGCUUUGAUUCACCAUAUAUAUAUCAGAUGAUUGAUAACAGGAUGGUCCCACUCGCCUAUUAAAAAGGGUCUACUGGUGGGUCAGUUCUAGAUCCAGUGCUUUGGUCAGAUCACAUUCCCCAUCCUUGUUCUAACAAGCUUUGCUUCUAUAAAUCAUUCACUCAUUGCCAUGGUAUAUUCUUCAAAAUAUGAUAUUUGGUCCUGUGAUCUGGUUUGGCAUGAAUCAGCCCAUUCAGUUGAUUGUUUACAUUGGGGGGGGGGGGGGGAGAUAGCUGUCUAACGAAGUGAUGUAAAAAAUGUAAGAUGCAUUUAAAGGAUGUUUCCACCACAGUAUUUUGAGAAAUAAAUAUUUUACAGAUGA